AUGCCAUCAUUAGCUCUCGGAUCAGAAAAAACUGAAAAGCGGCGUUCAACGAGAAUUUCACAAAUGGUUGUACCGGUAGUCAAGAAGACGAAUACUCGAUCAUCAAGAUCAUUGCAUUUGAAAGGAGCUCCUCAACGACAAGAAGUGUCUGAUUCCAGCGCUUCUUCCAGUUCAGGUUCUUCUGAUGAAGACGAAUAUCAGCCAACGGAGAAUGAUGUGCAAGAUGAAGCCGACGAUCACAUGGAUUACAAGGAAUUUUCUCCUGAAAUUGAUGAAGACUUUUCUGAUAGCCCACCUGUGAGAUCUCUUCGGUCAAGAACCAACUCUGAUAGUAGCGACAAGGAAAAUGGAAGGAGGCGCACGAGGAGUACGAAACGAGCUGCCAACGAGACGCCAUCAAAGAUUCUUGCUGAAAAACUAAGCAAGACAUCCUUGACAACGCCGAAGAAGAAUUCAGCAAGAGACUUGAGAUCUUCUAAAACUCCGACUAAACGGAAGGAUGAAACUCCUCGGGAAAAUAUGCAAAAAUCGAGAGGAAGGCCAAGAAAGGUGUUUCUAGAAUCAGAUGGCGAUUUAUCAGAAGAGGAAGACGUUUCUAACAAGAGGGAGAAUCAGACCCCAAGAGAGCGAUUGACUAUGAAGAUACCUAAAAAUAUGAUAAAGCCAAGAAUAACACCCGUUGUUAUAAGCAAAACUCCUGGCGGCACCCUUCGAACAAGACGGCGGAUGAGACAGAAUAGCGAGGAACUGGAUGACGUUGUGGAUCCACUUGACUCAAAUUCUGCGAAAACUCUAAAAGAGCUGGCUAGUCGACUUCAUUUGUCAAAAGUUCCCGAACAACUUCCAUGCCGAGAGGCCGAGGCUCGAGAGAUUGAGAGUUUUAUCCGUGAAGUAAUUGACCGGAAACGAGGAGAAAGCUCUGCAAUGUAUAUUAGUGGAGUUCCUGGAACCGGGAAAACAGCUACUGUCAGAGCGGUCGUGAAUGCUAUGAAAAAAAACGCAAAAUGUCCAAAAUUCGUAUAUGUCGAAGUGAAUGCAAUGAUCUUCAAAAAAACUGUAUUCGUCGAGAUUCAUAAUGGCAUUCAAGAAGAAUUCAAUAUUUCUAAAAAGAGCCAAACCCGCGCAAAGAUCUCCGCAAGCACUGCUCGUCAGGAACUGAACGAUAUAUUCAAAAAGCAAGAUUCGAAACGCCCUCCCAUCGUCAUCCUCAUCGAUGAACUCGACAGUCUAUGCAACCGGAAACAAGACGUUCUUUAUGAUAUUUUCGAAUGGACCGCUCUUCCACAGUCUAAAGUCACCAUCAUUGGUAUUGCCAACACUUUGGAUUUCCCAGAACGAAUGCUCUGUCAAAGGAAUGCUAGUCGUCUCGAUAAACGUCGGCUGGUUUUCCAACCGUACCGACAUGAACAAAUUCAAGAAAUCGUCCGUGCCCGCCUUCAAGGAUCCAAUUUGGUUGAGAAGAAAGCUGUCGAGUUGGUUGCCAAGAAAAUCGCAAUGAAUACUGGCGAUUUGAGACAAGCUCUUGAUUUUCUGUGUCGUUCGAUUGGAGUAGCUGUGGAGAAGAAGGCUGAAAAGUUGGAGGUUGUCCAUGUACUAGAAGCUCAAAAAGCCGUUCUUGAAUCUCUGAAAUAUCGACUUGUGAAGGGACUCCGACUCCAUCAGUUGACAUUAUUCCGUGCUGUUGAAAACUUGACUCGCGAAAACGAAGAAGUGAUUUUCGCCGAAAUUUACAAGAACUACUGUAUCAUCUGCUCAAAAUUGUCUGGAAUAGAGCCAGCUUCAGAUAACUUUGCCUAUGGAAUGCUCCUCGAAUUAGCAACAACUUCGCUGGUGACCUUGGCGAGAGGCGAUCAGGGAACAAUGAAUCGACGUGUCAAACUCGGGAUGACUACGAUGGAAGCUGAAAGAGCAAUCAAAGAAGCAACCGAGAAGCAUAAAUCAAUUUAUUCAGUUUAG
Caenorhabditis briggsae is the source of this 1956-nucleotide messenger RNA. The transcript has 5 exons. Gene Ontology annotation, molecular function: ATP binding; ATP hydrolysis activity; DNA replication origin binding. Bases 1 to 1956 code for a protein of 651 amino acids. Gene Ontology annotation, cellular component: nuclear origin of replication recognition complex. The record is from RefSeq and is a predicted model, not a curated record. NCBI's taxonomy places the organism in Eukaryota, Metazoa, Nematoda, Chromadorea, Rhabditida, Rhabditidae. Gene Ontology annotation, biological process: DNA replication initiation; mitotic DNA replication checkpoint signaling.